GCUCGAUCCAUACCGCUCGGCACUCAAUCCUCUGCCACCGCUCCAACUACUUUCAAAACACGACUUCAUCACAUAUUAACCUGGCUGUCCGCUCGUGUAGGUCGUGCACUACCGCCUAUUGUCGAUGUUCCUCUUGCUCCGGGUAGACUGGUAUGCUCGAUUAAUAUUUUUUGUUCUAGUUCAGGUCUCAUUGAUCUAUUUGCAGCGCUAUGCUGCAGCGGAUGCUCCCACAUUUGACGAGGACCUGAUUCGUGAUGAAGACUAUAUUCCUUCUACUCAUCAAAAUUCGCAACAACCUUCCACAGGAGUGCAGGUUACCACUGGACAGCAUGGUAGCGGCCGGCUGUGUGGCUGCUUCUAAAUUGGUCUCGGGAAUAUCUUACUUUUGAUUGUUAUCAUUCGUCGUAUGUAUCAGAUGACAUUAACCU
Molecule: messenger RNA, 428 nt
Organism: Suillus discolor
Lineage: Eukaryota; Fungi; Basidiomycota; Agaricomycetes; Boletales; Suillaceae
Exons: 1
Coding region: 125-361 (78 amino acids)
Source: RefSeq, a predicted model, not a curated record